Molecule: messenger RNA, 1480 nt
Organism: Cutaneotrichosporon oleaginosum
Lineage: Eukaryota; Fungi; Basidiomycota; Tremellomycetes; Trichosporonales; Trichosporonaceae
Biological process (GO): Golgi to plasma membrane protein transport
Cellular component (GO): trans-Golgi network
Source: RefSeq, a predicted model, not a curated record
CGCCAUCUCCCCAUCGUCCAUCCCGCGUUGCUCUGCUCAUCACUCCAUCAACCAUCAACGCCACUCUACACCCCUCGACAGUUGGGCUUGGGACAGCGCCAUGGCCACGUCAGCGCGCCCCCUCGCGGUUCCGGCCAAGCCGAGCAAGUCGAGUCAACACCUGCACCCAUCCUACGGCUCGCCGCAUUUGCCACCGCCCACUCCCUCCUACCACUCAAACUCGUCCCUCGGCAGCCACCAGGAAAUGGACACGCUCGAGCUCUCCCCCGGCGUUGGGCUGGGGCCCUUUGUGCUCGGCGAUACCCUGUGGCACGUCCUCGACCUCCUGCGGAGCCGGAAGACGGAGGUGCCCAAGAUCGACGUGUCAUGGGAUCCAGACAAUGCUCCACGCACCUCUGUGACAGUACAUGCGGGCGCGCUUGCCCUCCUCUUCCCAUCGCCGGCGCAGCGACUCUCGCACAUCGUAGUGACUGACUUGGGCGACGUCACGCUCACAUACGAAGGGACGGUGUUGUCAUCGCCUCCUCGCCCUCUGACUCGCGCCGGCGUCGCGUACGCCCUCGGACCAACGUUCAAUGACGGCACGCCGCGGCUUGCGUACCCUGGCCUCGCGUUGGAAUCGGCCGGUGGCGAACGCGACGACCGCGUCACAACUGUUAACAUCAUGCCACGUGAUGGCGAGCAGCCUGUCGGCGAGGAUGGGUUGCGAAAAUGCUCCAUCAAGCCUGGACGUGGAGCAACCCUAACCUUCACCCACGAUGUGACCAUCACACUUGGCGAGACAACAGCGCAAGACGUGCUUCUCGACCUCGGCCCGCCGCUGCGCAAGUACUGGCGCGAAGACGAGCGCCUCGAUCGAGUGUGGGGCCCGUCCCGCCGAGUGCCGCCAGGGCACGACGCGACCUCCCCUAGCGCCUGCUUCUGGAACUACCUGCAGUAUGGGCUCGAUCUGCUCGUGGUCGACGGCGUCGUAACCAAACUUAUCGCAUACUCUAACAUCCCUGGAACACCCAUGUUCCAGCAGUAUGCGCGCUGCCCUUGGGAAGUGGAGACGGGGUCCAAACCGCUUGAUCUGACCGCACCACUAUCUACGUUCCGGUCAGAAUUGGGCUCGUCACCCCUUGCCGCACCCGUUGAAGGGGAAACACAGUCGGCGAGAAAGGGCAAGAAGGGGAAGGGCGGGGAUCGAGCCAACAACACGUCGCCCGCCUCCGAGCCGGAUGCUAUGGUUCUUGAUCGCUCUGUUGAGGGCGGGCUGGAGGGCGUCGUGGGUCUCAGCCGCUCACAGCUUAUCGGGCUGGAUGGACUAGUGCUGGAAGUCGACGAGGGGAGUGGAGGUAUAGCCUCCGUUCAGGUCUUCAAGGCCACCAACUAGUAUCAAUGAUCUCGGGAUCAGAGUGUUCCAAGAGGAGGCGGAUUUCGCCUGCCACCUCUACGCUGUUGUAACAUAUGCAUGCAUCUUGGAGCUUUACUUGCCUGA